Messenger RNA from Orbicella faveolata, 824 nucleotides. RefSeq lists its product as uncharacterized. Gene Ontology annotation, biological process: resolution of meiotic recombination intermediates. The record is from RefSeq and is a predicted model, not a curated record. Gene Ontology annotation, cellular component: condensed nuclear chromosome. Gene Ontology annotation, molecular function: ATP hydrolysis activity; single-stranded DNA binding. Lineage: Eukaryota; Metazoa; Cnidaria; Anthozoa; Scleractinia; Merulinidae.
AAUCGCAUUUAACAUAUGAAUUUUGUUCUAGUCCACCACUGACCCCAAGCAAGAUAAAGCAGUGUGUUCAAAACAUAUGGGAAAACGAAAAGUUACUCUUUAGUGAGCAUUUGGCGAUGGUUCUCCCUGGUGAGUCUUACACAUAUAACUUGCAGAAGGUUGAGAAAAUAUACGAUAGUCAAGCUAUACUGUUAAGAGUAUCCACCAAUAACAGUGAGGAAAAUUUGCCUAGUACGUCGUCAGAGAAGAAAAAAGGUCACUCCACGACUUUAGUCCAGCUGGCAAUAAAGAAGCUAAUUUUAUCAAAAGAAUGUUUGGACGGAAAGCUAGAGUUGGGAAUACCGUGGAACCCACUAGCUAUGUCAACAAUAGAAAUGGAGAACUGCCGGAAAAACCUGCACAGGCUUUCAUCAUGGAGCAAAGACAAAGAAGAACAGGCUGGACAACUCGACAGACACAAAACCUUAUCAUAUUCAAGGGAAAAGUUUCAAAAAAGCGGCAUUCACGGUUAGGACGUUAAGUUUUUGAAAGUAAGACAAUGCAGAAAAUCCAGUGCCUGUUCUGUUUACUCACUGGUUGGUCGAAAGCGCCAAACUAAAUCAUUUGCUUUUUGCGGUUUAUUCUUUCGGUUUUUUUCUUGCUUCUUAAUUCAGCAAUUCAAGCUAGACAUAUCUUAGCGUCUACGGUUUAACGGGUUUCAGUGUAAUGGCAAAAAUCAAUCCCAAUGAAAACAUAUUUUUAGCCAGAAACAUCAUCGUCCCUUAAAGUAGCUUCGAUCCAGAGGCCCGUUUCUCGAAGGUCCCAAAAAUUUUUCGCACCCGGAA